This is a messenger RNA of Chenopodium quinoa (quinoa), 3163 nucleotides long. RefSeq lists its product as uncharacterized. Bases 196 to 2868 code for a protein of 890 amino acids. Gene Ontology annotation, cellular component: SCF ubiquitin ligase complex. Gene Ontology annotation, biological process: SCF-dependent proteasomal ubiquitin-dependent protein catabolic process. The record is from RefSeq and is a predicted model, not a curated record. NCBI's taxonomy places the organism in Eukaryota, Viridiplantae, Streptophyta, Magnoliopsida, Caryophyllales, Amaranthaceae. The transcript has 6 exons.
AAAAAAAAAAAAAAAAAAAAAAGUCACAAUAAUUGGCGGGAAAUAAAAGUCUUCUAGAGGAAGAAACCAACACUCCCAUUUACAACAUCACUCCAAUAUCCCCCAACAUUCCUGAGCCGUUUUCCGGUCAUUCUUCCAAAACUGCCUUUCUCUCUCUUCUUUCCUCUCCCAUUUUCUCUCUCCUCCCUUCCCAAAAUGCCGGUUCUCAGGUCCCGAGAAAUUCCCCAAUUUCCAAACCCUCAAUCUUCUUCCAAAACCCUAGAAAUUAAUGGGUUUAUUGAACCCACAACUCCUUCCAAAACCAUUCAAUCAUUAGCAAAUUCGACCAAUUCUAGCCCUAAUUCCGUCGAUUUUGAGUCCAAUUUGGUUUCGAUGUCGGCCCCACCUAUUCGUCGAAGUAAUCGUCUCGCUUCGAAGCCGAAUUCCGAGGAGAAUACCCGGAAAUUGGCUUCUGAUUACACCGCUAAGCGUCGGAGAAAUGAGACUGUUGGUAAGACGAUGCCAUUUCAUUUGGAUGAUGAUGAAGUUAAAGAUGUGGAUUGUUUUGAUGGUUUAGGGUUGAGUUCAUUUGAUGAGAAUAGUGUUAGGGUUUCUGAUUGUGAUUCUAUUGUAGAAGAGUGUUUGAAGAAGUUGAAAAGGGAGGAUUUUGAUUGUUCGGAGGAAGAAGAUGGGUGGUUGAGUUUAAGGUCAGGGACGAAGGUAGCCAAGAAUUUGGGGGAUGAGGGCGAAAUUGAUUCUAGUAGAGAGGGAAUGGGAAAGGGUAAAUUGAUUGAAGAUGGUGGUGGUUUUGAGGAUGAGGCAAUGAUAGAGGGAAAUGGGUGUUUGAGUUUAAGGUCAGGGAUGAAGGUAGUGAGGAAUUUGUCGAAUGAGCGCGAAAUCGAUUCUGUUAAGGAGGGAAAGGGAAAGGGAAAGGACAUUUUGAUUGAAGAAAAUGGUGAUUGUGAGAAUGAGAGAAAUAUGUCCUUUGGUUUUAUGUCAGCGAUGGAAAAUUUGAACAACUUAAUGGAAGAAUGCGAUUACCUUACCGGAAACGGAAAGGGAAAGGGAAAGGGAAAAGGAAAAGCUGUUUUGAAUAAGGUGGAUGAUGAUUUAGAGAAUGAGAGAUUGAAGAGCUCAAGAAGAAGGUUUAGUAGAGAAGAGAAGGGGAAAGGUGCAAUUUCAGGGAGGUUUAGUAGAGAGGAGAAGGGGAAAGGUGUAAAGUCCGAAAGCGAUGGCGAAUUCAAUGAUGUAGAAUUGGGUUUAGCUGUUCAACUUUCUAUGGCUGGUAGUGAGAUGGGAGGUUUGGUGAAUAAGAUGGAUGAUGAUGUUCAUGAGAAUGUAGUACUUGAGGAGCGUACUAAGGAUUUGAGGGCUCAACAUAAAGAUAUAGCAAGGCGAAAUGCUUCGAAGUAUGCCUUUUUUGAUGCUCGGGAAGAAGAGAAUGAUGUGAAUGAUGAGGACGACGAUGAUGAUGAAGAAAUUCAAGCAGAAGAACCAGUUGGGAAUGUUGAAGAUUGGCCCGGACCAUUUUCAACUGCCAUGAAAAUUAUAAGGGAUAGAGAGAAGAACUCGAGUCGUCAAGCACGUGAUUCGAGUUCUGUUAAAGAAGGGUUUCCAUUGGUAUCUUGGACUCCUAGGAAAGAAAGGGACCUUGAGUGCAGGAAGCGAGAGGCCCCUUCAUUGAUAAGUUUGUGCUUGAAUGUCCUGGCAGAGAAUGUUGAUGCAAUCACUUCUCUUGAUACUGUCCCUGAUGCAUUGAGGAACAAGCUUAGUCGGUUGCUUUGUGAUUCUAGGAAGAUGAAUCCACAUUUUCUCGGUCUUCUUCUUGACGGGUCUCCUUCAGAGAUACGCCUUAGCGACUGUUCGUGGCUAGAAGAGCGUGUGUUUGAGAAGUUGUUUGAAGCUUGUGACACUAAAAUCAUGACGGUUUUACAACUUGACCUGUGCGGACAUUGUGUAUCUGACUCUUUGUUGCGCAAGGCUUUAAUACCAAAAGGAUUGGAAGCAUUGACAACUAUAUCGUUGAAAGGUGGUUGCCGUAUUUCAGAUGCUGGCCUUGCUGCACUUGUUUCAUCCGCCCCUGCCCUGAGAUCUAUGAAUCUCAGUCAAUGCACUCUUUUGACAGAUGUUGGCAUUGACAGUAUUGCUAAUUCACUGGGGUUGAUUUUGCAAGAAUUAUAUCUUGAUGAUUGUGAGACUUUAGAUGCAAUGCGUAUCCUUCCUAAACUACAGCAGCUGAAAGCAUUGGAAGUGUUGUCACUCAGGGGCAUAGUCAGUGUUUCUGACAAAUUUAUAAAAAAAUUAUUUGGGGAAAACGGUCAGAACACGAAGGAGCUUGUUUUGGCCAACUGUGUAAAUUUGACCGAUUCUUCUCUGAAGGUCAUUGCCAAUACGUGUUCUCAGUUACGUGUCCUCGAUCUUAGCUAUCUGGGGAAGUUGUCUGAUGUUGGCAUGGCAUAUAUUACAAAUGGCUGUCGCAGUAUUCAAGAUUUGAAACUUUGUCGUUCUCCAUUCAGUGAUGAUGCUAUUGCUGCGUUCCUUGAAACCUCUGGAGAAUCUUUGAUAGAUUUAUCUCUUAAUAACAUCUCCAAGGUUGGUCAGAAUACCACCAUUUCUCUGGCUAGGCGUUGCAAAAAUCUUGAGAGCUUGGAUCUCUCCUGGUGCCGUCUCCUUACAAACGAGGCACUGGGAUUAAUUGCAGAUAGCUGCUUAUCUCUCAGGUUGCUCAAACUUUUUGGUUGCACACAGGUUACGGAGGUUUUUGUGGACGGGCACUCAAACCAACAUUUACAUAUUGUUGGGUUGAAGCUGACUCCAAUUCUGGAGCAUAUCAAGAGACCAGAUUUCCAACAAGGACCAUUGCAUUAUUCCACCUUUACUCCAUAUUGAUUCUUCAUUUUGGUGGCUCGCAAUGCUUCAUAUAAGGCAACAAUUCCCUGAUAAUAUUUUUGUUUCAAUCUAACUUUGUGAAAUGGUUCAACCCAUUCUUAUGGCAUUUUUGUGACUUGUAAUUGCCCUUGCAACAUUUUAUUUUUGUACAGAGAAGUCAAUAGCUAGACUAAUGGUAGAUUUUGUGAUCAGAAUACAGGGAUCACAUUUUAGCACAUGUUGCUAAUGUUUUUGUCAAUGUCUUUUGACAGUAUAAUGUUACCUCAGUAAUAUAGCAAGCAGAUGCUUCCUUUCA